This is a messenger RNA of Engraulis encrasicolus (European anchovy), 483 nucleotides long. RefSeq names its product cornichon family AMPA receptor auxiliary protein 2 (gene cnih2). Bases 1 to 483 code for a protein of 160 amino acids. The record is from RefSeq and is a predicted model, not a curated record. Lineage: Eukaryota; Metazoa; Chordata; Actinopteri; Clupeiformes; Engraulidae. The transcript is spliced from 6 exons. Gene Ontology annotation, cellular component: dendrite; COPII-coated ER to Golgi transport vesicle; synapse. Gene Ontology annotation, biological process: endoplasmic reticulum to Golgi vesicle-mediated transport; regulation of AMPA receptor activity.
AUGGCCUUCACCUUCGCGGCCUUCUGCUACAUGCUCACGCUCGUGCUGUGCGCCGCGCUCAUCUUCUUCGUGAUUUGGCAGAUCAUUGCCUUUGACGAGCUCCGCACAGACUUCAAGAACCCCAUUGACCAGAGCAACCCUACCAGAGCGAGGGAGCGAAUUCUCAACAUAGAGAGGAUCUGCAACCUGCUUAGGAGGUUGGUGGUUCCAGAAUAUUCCAUUCACGGGCUGUUCUGCUUGAUGUUCAUGUGUGCGGGAGAGUGGGUCACUCUGGGUUUGAACAUCCCGCUGCUCUUCUACCAUCUCUGGAGGUUUUUCCACCGGCCCGCUGAUGGUUCAGAGGUGAUGUACGAUCCUGUGAGCGUCAUGAAUGCCGACAUACUGAACUACUGCCAAAAAGAGUCCUGGUGCAAACUGGGCUUCUACCUGCUCUCCUUCUUCUAUUAUCUUUACAGUAUGGUCUACGCUUUGGUCAGCUUCUAA